Molecule: messenger RNA, 642 nt
Organism: Naegleria lovaniensis
Lineage: Eukaryota; Heterolobosea; Eutetramitea; Acrasida; Naegleriidae
Exons: 3
Coding region: 1-642 (213 amino acids)
Biological process (GO): axonemal dynein complex assembly
Cellular component (GO): cytoplasm
Molecular function (GO): protein-folding chaperone binding; dynein intermediate chain binding
Source: RefSeq, a predicted model, not a curated record
AUGUUUGAUCCAGAAUUGACAGCAAAUCCAGUGCCUUCUCAACUCGAGCUUCUCAACAACGUGAUUGAGGAAAGCGAGGGGUUGAGUAAAAAGAUGAAUCCUGAGGAGUUGAGGAGCAGGAAAGAAGAGGAAGAAUACAACAAACGAAAACAAUUGGAGGAAGAGAGAGUUUUGAAGGAAAUUUCAUCAUCGUGUCAUCCCGAUCGUUGCUCAUCGUUGAAUACAAAAAUUGAGGUUGUAGAUAAGCUGAUUGGAACAAAGGCGCAGAGAUUAGAUCCCAAAAUAUGGACGGAUACAGAAUUGGAUGAGAUGGAAGAAGACUUUGAGGACGAACGAGAAGUGCCCGACUAUGAUAUUAUCUACCAACAAAAGGUAUCAGCAAUGGAUGCGUAUUUAGGUAUUGACUAUGAGAAAGAUCCUUCAACAUCAAGCAGUGACACUCUAUGUGUCAAUGUACGUCUGCCCAAAACGAAUAAUCUUUCGGAAAUUGAACUCGAUCUUUCAUCAACCACAUUCACUGUUAAAACUGAGCAUUACAAGUUGAUUGCUAAUUUCCCUCACGAGAUUCAAGACAAGGAAGCAAAAGCAAAAUGGAAUUCUAAAACAAAAACGCUUCAAAUAGUGGUUCCUGUUGUGAAAUAG